AGGGUAUUUGCAGGGGGGUAAUAUCGGAAGUGACGCUCGAGAGGAAUGCUGUGCUCUGGACUGUUGAUGUUUUCCUGUCAGUCCGGCUGACAGCGUUCAAGUUGGAAGCCUGGAGGGGAGGCGUUUUUCCUUUCGUAGGUGAAACAGGCCACGCUGUCCGUCCACAGUUACGACGCCUGCAAGUGAGAGCUUCGGGGAGAAAAGUAAAGAGCAAGACGGGACCGACAGCAAGAAAGGCUGGGAACGAGGGUGUCGACUUUGACUGAAAUUUGAGACGGAGGGCACCGGAGGGCAAGCACUCGCCUCUGAUUGGCCCGUGGGCGUCGUCGGGGACCCACGCAGCUGCUCAAUUGGUUGGUGUUAGCAAUUGUUGUGGCAGCGGCGACGAUUUUGCCCACGUACUUCGAGCGAGGGGCGGGGCUGUGCCCUGGCACGCGUGCGCAGCGCCCCGGGGCCCCACCCGGUAGUGCAAGAACCUGCGAGGGGGCGGAGUGAAGAGGUGCUUGUUUUGGUUCUGUCUCCUUUGAAGCAGAAGGCCAGAACGAGCGUAGCAAUAAACUUGCUGGACUUGGAGAGAAGGCUACGACAAAUUCGCCGCACUGCCUUCAUCUUGGACUUCACAUCCGGGUUCUCCCGGCGUGACCCGCGCGCCGUCGCCGCCACUGUCGCCGCCGCCACUGCCACCGCCGCCGCCGCCGCCGCCGCGGGUUCUCGGACCGGUGCCGCGAUCUCUUUAUCCGGGUCUCGCCGUUCCCGUCGUGCUUCGCGCACUACACUAGCCCCCUCAUCCGGGUUCUCUCCCGGCGUGCUCUGCGCCGGGUUUGCUGGGGGGCACUCGGCGGUGAAGCCAUGACUAUACUCCCCAAAAAGAAGCCGCCGCCUCCCGACGCCGACCCUGCCAACGAGCCGCCGCCGCCCGGGCCGCUGCCCCCGGCGCCGCGGCGCGGCGGGGGUGUGGGCGUGGGCGGCGGCGGCACGGGCGUGGGCGGCGGCGAUCGCGACCGUGACUCCGGCGUGGUGGGGGCCCGUCCUCGAGCUUCGCCACCGCCUCAAGGCCCGCUACCAGGACCACCGGGCGCUCUUCACCGCUGGGCACUGGCCGUGCCGCCUGGUGCAGUGGCGGGCCCUCGGCCACAACAGGCUUCUCCACCUCCUUGCGGGGGCCCAGGUGGGCCCGGCGGCGGGCCCGGUGACGCGCUGGGCGCAGCGGCGGCGGGUGUGGGUGCCGCGGGCGUGGUGGUGGGUGUGGGUGGUGCCGUAGGCGUGGGCGGCUGCUGCUCUGGGCCUGGCCACAGCAAGCGGCGACGUCAAGCUCCCGGGGUUGGCGCAGUUGGCGGGGGUAGUCCCGAGCGUGAGGAGGUCGGCGCAGGCUACAACAGUGAGGACGAGUAUGAGGCUGCUGCAGCACGCAUCGAGGCUAUGGAUCCUGCCACUGUCGAGCAGGAGCACUGGUUUGAAAAGGCCCUACGGGACAAGAAGGGCUUCAUCAUCAAGCAGAUGAAGGAGGAUGGCGCCUGUCUCUUCCGGGCUGUAGCUGACCAGGUGUAUGGAGACCAGGACAUGCAUGAGGUUGUGCGAAAGCAUUGCAUGGACUAUUUGAUGAAGAAUGCCGACUACUUCUCCAACUAUGUCACAGAGGACUUUACCACCUACAUUAACCGGAAGCGGAAAAACAAUUGCCAUGGCAACCACAUUGAGAUGCAGGCCAUGGCAGAGAUGUACAACCGUCCUGUGGAAGUGUACCAGUACAGCACAGGUACUUCUGCAGUGGACCCUAUCAACACAUUCCAUGGGAUACAUCAAAAUGAGGAUGAACCUAUCCGUGUCAGCUACCAUCGGAAUAUCCACUAUAAUUCGGUGGUGAAUCCUAACAAGGCCACCAUUGGUGUGGGGCUGGGCCUGCCAUCAUUCAAACCAGGGUUUGCAGAGCAGUCUCUGAUGAAGAAUGCCAUAAAAACAUCGGAGGAGUCGUGGAUUGAACAGCAGAUGCUAGAAGACAAGAAACGGGCCACAGACUGGGAGGCCACAAAUGAGGCCAUCGAGGAGCAGGUGGCUCGGGAAUCCUACCUGCAGUGGUUGCGGGAUCAGGAGAAACAGGCUCGCCAGGUCCGCGGCCCCAGCCAGCCCCGGAAAGCCAGUGCCACAUGCAGUUCGGCCACAGCAGCAGCCUCCAGUGGCCUGGAGGAGUGGACUAGCCGGUCCCCACGGCAGCGGAGUUCAGCCUCAUCACCUGAGCAUCCUGAGCUGCAUGCUGAGCUGGGCAUCAAGCCCCCUUCCCCAGGCACUGUCUUAGCUCUUGCCAAACCUCCUUCACCCUGUGCGCCAGGUACAAGCAGUCAGUUCUCGGCAGGGGCCGACCGGGCAACUUCCCCCCUUGUGUCCCUCUACCCUGCUUUGGAGUGCCGGGCCCUCAUUCAGCAGAUGUCCCCCUCUGCCUUUGCAGGUCUGAAUGACUGGGAUGAUGAUGACAUCCUAGCAUCGGUGCUGGCAGUGUCCCAACAGGAAUACCUAGACAGUAUGAAGAAAAACAAAGUGCACAGAGACCCGCCCCCAGAUAAGAGUUGAUGGAGACCCAGGGAUUGGACACCAUCUCUCAACCCUAGCACUCCUGCCCUCUGGUGCCGCCUCAACCUUCUUUGGCUUCUCCCCUCUUGCCUCCUUCUGUUCUUCUGCUCUCCCCUCUUUUCCCUCCUCCUCACUUCCCUCUGGCUAGCCCACCCCUGUGUUCCCUCUCAUUGCUGCUGCCACUAUCACCUGUCUCUCUGCCAGCUGACGUGCCCUGUUGCCCCCCACCCUGCAUAGCACCAUCCCUGCAUUCCACAGGGGACUCGGGCAAGGGUGCCGAAGAUAGACAAGAGGUACACAGAGACAGACCAACUGGCAGCCAGGCAGCCCCAGAGGAGAGAGACAUUCAGACAGGGGAAAGUCUCCCUGCCCCUCAUUCCUUCCAAGAUGAGAAAAACUUGCUGCCCCCCCCCACACUGAUGCCAGGGAUGUGGGAGGAAGAAGUGGGAAAUUUCCCUUUCCAGUACCCCAAGAAUGUCUGAGCCUUUGAUCUUGAAUUUUUUUCUUUAUGAAAAUGUACUUUUAUCUUAUGAAAUUAACUAAUCAAAAAUGAUAUAGAUGACAGCACUGGGUCUGUGAAGGUGGCAUCUUUCUGGCCAGGCAGGUCAUGGGGCAUGGAGGGGGGUGAAAAGAUGUGGGUUGCUGUCUUCUAGCCUCCAGCUGCAUGGAGGCAGGCCCAGGGCCAAGGUUGUGCACUGGGCAGGGCAGCAGGUGUCAGGCCAGCUUGGACAAUGAAACCCUGACCUUGCUGCAUUCCUUUUGCUUCCACCACCACUAGUCUCUUUGGAAUCUUGGGGUGGGGGGGCAUCUUUGGGGAUCAUGGCUGCCACCCGGGAUUUGAGUGUAGCAAGUGUGGGAGCAGCCUUGGCAGAUGGGGCACCCGUGCCCUGCAGGUGUUGACAAGAUCCACCAUCUGUAAUGUCCUUGGCACAAUAAAACCAAAUGUCAGUUUC
Molecule: messenger RNA, 3518 nt
Organism: Callithrix jacchus (white-tufted-ear marmoset)
Lineage: Eukaryota; Metazoa; Chordata; Mammalia; Primates; Cebidae
Gene: OTUD5
Product: OTU deubiquitinase 5
Biological process (GO): protein deubiquitination
Molecular function (GO): K63-linked deubiquitinase activity; cysteine-type deubiquitinase activity
Source: RefSeq, a predicted model, not a curated record